Molecule: messenger RNA, 1041 nt
Organism: Mya arenaria
Lineage: Eukaryota; Metazoa; Mollusca; Bivalvia; Myida; Myidae
Exons: 6
Coding region: 185-766 (193 amino acids)
Source: RefSeq, a predicted model, not a curated record
ACAACAUGUGGUUAACCCCUUAGAUUGAUUUCAGUUUGGGACGUUUGAAGUGGUGAUUAAUGCGAUCGUUGACUAUGAUUUUCGGCGGCUCCACCGAUAUCGCAUCCACAUAACCGCUUUGCUAACCGUUCUGAACAUUGCCGGCAGCAUCCCACUGUGCACAUCAGGAGGAUACUACAUCUUUAUGUUGACCGACUGGUAUAUCGCAAACUUCAGCAUCGUGUUCGUUGCCCUGUUGGAGACGAUCAUCAUUUCUUGGAUAUACGGGAGGAUACUACAUCUUUAUGUUGACCGACUGGUAUAUCGCAAUCUUCAGCAUCGUGUUCGUUGCCCUGUUGAAGACGAUCAUCAUUUCUUGGAUAUACGGUGCAAACCGUUUCAGCCAAGACAUAGAGAUGAUGACAGGCAACCGCCCGCCUCUGUUAGUCCGAAUCGUCUGGUCCAUAAUCAUACCAUUAUUCAUAUCCACCAUUCUGAUCACCUCUGCGGUCAACUUCGGUGUACCAUCGCCUUUGCUCCGCUUAUCAGCAUAUUUGUUGUUGCGUCUUCUUUGGUGGCUAUUAAAGGCACGGGUACAAUAACAGAGAGAGUCUGCCAGCUAUCGCGACCAGCACCAGGAUGGUACCCGAACGACAAGAAAGCUGAGCACAUAUUCAAAAGCAAGUCAUAUACAUACCGAAAAACACAACUAGAAAGAAUCAUACACGAUGUGUUAGGGUUGCGAUCUAACUCUAAGCAGCAAACGAUUCCAGUAUAUGAUCAUUAAUGUCUUUCUCAGAAGUGUAAUUUGUGUUGAUGUCUGCGUCAUAUUUUAAACGAAACUGGUUGAAUAAAGCCAGAACAUUUUAUUUCGUAUAUCAAUACUUUGGUUUUUAUAAUUUAAUAUAUGAGGGUUUUGAUUUACAUACCUACAUUUUAAACUGCAUUGUGUGUGGCAUUUUGUGAUGUUGGUCCAUGUUUCUGGUUCAACCUUGUGAUUGUUAGUUUUUGUGUUCUAUGUCUUUGGCUUUAACCCUGUGCCAUAAAACGGGGAUUAUUAUA